UUUUCAUGGUUUUUACAGCCUCCAAGGCUGGAUCCUUUCUUUCAUCAUUAGUUCAUAUCGAAAUCUCCUACUGUCUAAGUCGACAACGACCACGACAACGCAACGACGGAAAUUGUAUUUAAAUGGACGGUUACGUUUCUUUCGUUUUCCACAUCAAUUAAGUCCGCAUUGUAUCUUUUGAGUUCUCACGUGCUGUGAAAACGGUCGUGGUCCCAGGAGCGGUGGUGGUGAUAAAUUGCAAGAUUUCGUUGCAGUCAAUUAUAAUUCCGUAAUUCGCACAAGUGAUACGGAGCAGGAACGGAUAAGAAAUUUAAAAUUAAUAAGAAUUUGCAUCUUGAAUUUAAGAUUGAAUUGAGUGUGCGAGAUAAACAGUACUAUCUGCGAAUAGAGUGGAGUUCAGUGUGAGGUUAUCGGAUGGUCGGAGAUAUCUAUAAAUCAUUAACUAGCAAAUACCGGAGGCAAGGCAUCUGCACCACCUACUGGACCGGGCGCCUCGCUUGUUGCUGUUCUGUGUUUGUUUGGUCACCAGACACUCUGAAGAUUGGUCCAGCUCCCUGAGCCAAUAAAUCAAGGUGCAAGUGUCGGCGAUAAAUAGUGUUGAUAAUCAGAUUCUAAGUACAUAAUCCGGAUUGCAGUGAUCUGAGCCAUUAGGUCUAAUAUCGCACUUACUGCUCUGUUGAUUUAAGAUUAGUGGUAUCAGUAGUGAAGAGUAAUUAUCCUUCGUCUUGUAAAAUGGCCGUCUGCAGUGUUACCGUUGUAGUUGCAAGUGUCCUUGCUUUUGCAGUCGUUCUAACCAAUGGCCUCAAGUGCUACAUGUGCGGUCAAUACAACGAGGGCGUGGGCUCGAUUACACCAUGCCUUAACUACUCUGAAAAAUACGCCCAUCUGUACUUGAAGGAAUGCAGUAGACCCAGCGAAAGAUAUUGUGUUAAAUACGUUAGUGAGCUAUCAACUGUUCGUGACUGUGCUACAGAAUGUACUGAGAAAGAGGUCUGGGAAACGCAAACUUAUUGUUGUACGGAAGAUGGCUGCAACGGUGCCAAUAACAUUUCAACACCAAAUUCAAUCAUGCUCUUUCUAUUCCUGAUUUUUGCAAUAUUAAAUGUUAUUAGACACUAAAACAUGCUCUAUCGUUUUAUUUUGAAAAAUUCUCUUUUCGCAUAUUUCUAAUUUAAAUCAUAUAUACAAAAAAUUAAAAAAAAAAAAAGAUAAAUACAAAACAAAACUCUCCAAAAAUCUUCUCUUAUAUUUAAUUCAAUCUGGAAUUUAUUUAACUUUUUAUGUGAUACGAGGAAAUCGCAGAUAUUGCAUGUUACAUGCAUGCAUGCGGGCGACGAUUUGAUGAGAUGUAAUAUUUUAUUGAUUAAUUGAAAAUCAUGUAGUGAGUAAAUUCAAAACAGUGAAUUAGAGUGAAAAAUUGUUACUAUUGCGUUGUUAAUUCUAUUAAUUUGUAAUUGGCAGAAAUGGGACCUAUCACGUAUUAUAUGAAAAACGAGGAAACUAAUUGGUUGUAGCGUAAGUUUACACAAGUAACAAGUGAAUUUUUCAAGUAUUAAUGUUAUGACAGGAGAAAUUAUAAAAUCUAUUAACGAUUAAUGAUAAUUUAUAUGUUUAUCGUAAAGACACGUUAAUUGUAUUGACAUUGUGUUAUUAUAUUGCUCAGAGCUGAUGUGUAUCUGUUGUGUUAACACAUAGGUUCUUAAGGUAACGAUAUAAAAUUGAUAUCCUAUUUUUAAGCUUAAGAUUUCUGGGACACACAUGCUUUUUGGUUUUUCUUAUUGAUUUGUCUCCAACAUAAAACAUUCGAGAAAACAUGCGCCAUUUCGAAGAAAGCGUUAUCGUAGUUUUACCAGUCUUCCCGAUAUUUUAAAUAUCACUACAAUAUAAUUCAAUGAAAGGACAUAGAAGCGUGUGGCUUUUGCUUAAGUGAUUUAGAUUAUAUGAUUUGGUUGAUUACGAGAUUGAUUAUUUAAUGGAUUAAUCUUCUUUGAAUAAUAUGGUAAAUAUUAAGAUGAUUUGUUGUAUCAUGAUAGUGUUUUCGUAGGUUUUUUUUUAGAAACUAUUGAAAGUUUUUUAUUUUAUUAAUUUCUGUUUUGAUUGCUAUAUUGAUACUAUGUUACUUAAUUAUUUUCUUUAGAGAAUUGUAAAUUGUAAAAUUAUCUGCACUCGUAAUAAUAUUUUAAUUAUCAACUCAGUGACGCUGAUCGUGAUGGUAAGCAAAAAAACUAUAUUACGCCAUACGUUUGAACUAUUCAUUUCUGUUAGUACUCAUAUGGGCAAUUAUUAUAUAUUAAUAUUCACAGCGUUUCCAGCAUUUACCCGUAAGCAAUAGUCAUAACGAAGGAUUUAUAUAUAUAUAUUAAAGCUUAUUUAAUUCAAUAAACUUAGUUCGCCAUGA
This is a messenger RNA of Hermetia illucens (black soldier fly), 2398 nucleotides long. RefSeq names its product U-scoloptoxin(05)-Sm1a. The coding region runs from base 733 to 1119 and encodes 128 amino acids. The transcript is spliced from 3 exons. NCBI's taxonomy places the organism in Eukaryota, Metazoa, Arthropoda, Insecta, Diptera, Stratiomyidae. The record is from RefSeq and is a predicted model, not a curated record.